GCCCAGUCCCACACAUCUGUACCAUAAUCUAUCCGAGGACCCCCUUAGUAGUGGAGAAUGAUCUCAUUGAUUUACGCCGGGAUGCCGGUUUCCCGAAUUAUCAAGUCAACUCAAUCAAAGCACCUGACUCGCUAAUGCCGUGAUUCCAUGAUACCAUAGUUACCGUCUUUUCGCUGACAAGCUUAUGACCGGUUAACUCCAUGGUUGCUGGUGUUAAAUAGAGAGGUUGCCGGCACGAGGGAUAAAGCAAUUGCCCUUUAUCAUCGACUUCUGAUUGCCUUUGUCAUAUCAACAUAACAGACCUGCCAUAAUGUCUACCGAAACUGUCCUCAUCUCCGGUGCCUCCGGUUUCGUCGCCACGCACGUUGUCGAUGCCUUCCUCAAGGCUGGCUAUGCCGUCCGGGGAACCGUCCGCUCUCAGGACACCGCCGAGAAGGUCCGUCGCACAUUCCCUCAGUAUGCGGAUAAGCUCAGCUUCGCUAUUGUCCCGGACAUUGGUGCUCCCCAUGCCUUUGACGAGGCUGCCAAGGGCGUGCGCGGUGUCAUCCACACGGCCACUCCCUUCCAGAUUGAAGUUGAGGACAACGAGCGCGAUUUGCUCAUUCCCGCUAUUGAGGGUACCAACAACCUCCUCGACGCCGUGAAGAAGAACGCCCCCGAGGUGCAACGCAUCGUUAUCACUUCCUCGUUUGCCUCCAUCAUCGACUUGGGCAAGGGUAACCGCCCGGGCCACGUGUAUUCCGAGGCCGACUGGAACCCUCUGACCUAUGAAGUGGCUGCUAAGAAGGAAACCCCUGGUGCUGCUGCGUACACUGCCGCCAAGACCCUGGCAGAGCGUGCGGCCUGGGACUUUGUCGAGCGGGAGAAGCCCUCGUUCGAUGUGGCCACCAUCUGCCCUCCCAUGGUGUACGGCCCUAACAUCAACGCCACCACCAACCUCACCAAGCUCAACACUUCCUCCGCCGAUAUUUACCGGUUGAUGUCGCCCAACUCCAAGCCCACUGACCCCGUUCCAUCCAACGCUUUCUGGUCGUGGGUGGAUGUGCGCGAUGUCGCUCAGGCUCACUUGAAGGCCUACCAGCUGUCCGAGGCUGGUGGUCAGCGUUUCUUCGUCACGGGAGGCAACUUCAGCUACCAGCAGUUCGUUGACAUCCUGCGGGAGAAGAUCCCUGAGAUCCAGGACCGCGUGCCUGUUGGAAAGCCCGGUUCGGGUUUUGGUGGCGUUGAGCUGUACGGCGUCGACAACUCCAAGUCCCAGAAGGUUCUGGGUCUCAAGUACCAUGACCUCGAACAGACCGUUGUUGACUCUGCGCGUGCUUUCCUCGAGUUUGAGAAGAGUGCGUAGAAAGCAUUGCAGCGAAACAUUGAAUAGAGAUACCACGAUAUGCAGUUGUACAUAAUUUGCACAUAAUUAAUGUGUUAGACUUGUAAAUAUGAAUUCAUCAUAACUGCAACAGAUCAGUUCAGCACAGUAGCUAGUAGCGGUAGCAGCGAAUGCUAA
Messenger RNA from Aspergillus ruber CBS 135680, 1501 nucleotides. Its product is annotated as SDR family oxidoreductase. Bases 311 to 1345 code for a protein of 344 amino acids. The transcript has a single exon. Gene Ontology annotation, molecular function: oxidoreductase activity, acting on the CH-OH group of donors, NAD or NADP as acceptor. The record is from RefSeq and is a predicted model, not a curated record. Lineage: Eukaryota; Fungi; Ascomycota; Eurotiomycetes; Eurotiales; Aspergillaceae.